This is a messenger RNA of Neltuma alba, 1249 nucleotides long. RefSeq names its product NADPH-dependent pterin aldehyde reductase. The transcript has 5 exons. Lineage: Eukaryota; Viridiplantae; Streptophyta; Magnoliopsida; Fabales; Fabaceae. Gene Ontology annotation, cellular component: cytosol. The record is from RefSeq and is a predicted model, not a curated record. Gene Ontology annotation, biological process: folic acid-containing compound metabolic process. The coding region runs from base 108 to 878 and encodes 256 amino acids. Gene Ontology annotation, molecular function: oxidoreductase activity, acting on the CH-OH group of donors, NAD or NADP as acceptor.
AUAAGGGAUGCCUCUGCGCUCUGCUCCAUCCUUAUAAAAUUUCUCGCGCGCAUUUCGGUGUGAAUUUUAUCCUCAAAUAUUAAGAAGCCAACUAGCGAGGGAAGCAGAUGACCGGCGUAACGGCGUCGCUUGGCGGGAUGAACCUUGUUUGCAGAGGAGCAGCAGCAACCUCCCGAACGGUUCUCAUUACUGGUGUCAGUAAGGGCCUCGGAAGAGCUCUUGCCCUAGAAUUGGCCAAACGAGGCCACACCGUAAUCGGGUGUUCACGUGCUCAGGAUAAGCUCAAUGCACUUCGGUCGGAACUUUCUGCCGCCCUAGCUGCUGCCAAUUCUUCGUCAUCUGAAAAGCACUUGUUACUCGAUGCCGAUGUGAGAUCGGAUAGCAGCGUUGAGGAGCUGGCUCGUACUGUGAUGGAGAAAAAUGGUGUUCCUGAUAUUAUAGUAAAUAACGCAGGCACCAUUAAUAGAAACAACAAGAUUUGGGAACUUCCUGUUGAAGAGUUUGAUAAUGUAAUCGAUACGAACAUCAAAGGAACGGCCAAUGUAUUACGUCAUUUCAUCCCUCUUAUGAUCACAAGGAAGCAAGGAAUCAUUGUCAAUAUGUCGUCUGGAUGGGGAAGAGCUGGUGCUGCACUGGUUGCACCUUACUGUGCAUCAAAAUGGGCUAUAGAAGGGUUGACUAGGUCAGUGGCAAAGGAGUUACCUGAAGGAAUGGCAGUUGUAGCCCUUAAUCCAGGUGUAAUAAACACUGAGAUGCUUGCAUCAUGCUUUGGUAAUUCAGCUGCCCUAUAUCAAGCACCUGAAGCAUGGGCUCCUAAGGCAGCAACCAUGAUACUCAAUCUCACUGCAGCAGACAAUGGUGCGUCUCUCACUGUUUAGGACAAGUGCCAACAAUCCCCUACGCGUAAGCUCCAGUUUCUUGGGAAGCUAGGCAGUGCAAUGGGUCGAUCUUGUUUACUAUGCAUUCAAAGGUUGGGAAAUCGGUUUAGUCAGAAGAUGAACGGAGGUUUUUCUUUUCGAUUCAUUACAUUACAUGGGAUGGUGCAGAUGAGCUAGGUCUGGAUUCUUCAUAUGGCCGGUCAGCAUGUGCGGAGCCCGACUGUAGUUUAACUUGAGAAGAGAAAAUUAUCUAAACCGAUUGAUUGUAGUGAAGUAGUAGGCAUGAACCAACGCUGAGAAUAACAUUAAAGUGUAUCAUUUGGCAACCUAUUGAUUUUUAUUUAUAUUUUUUGAUUAAGCACUAUUUUUCA